AUGGCUGGUACCAAACUUGUAGCACUUGGUUUCGUUGCCCUGCUAGUAGUUGGACUAUCCAAUGCUGCACGGGUAGCUAGAUUGUCUAGCGCAGAGGGGCAAGGUCAGGGAGGGGGAGUGGGAGGUGGAACCGGAACCGGUGCCGGGGCAGGGUCUGGGGGUGGCGAUGGGUCGGCUGGCAGUAGCGUUAGUACGUCUGGGUCGUCGGAUCAUGCCCGGGCUAGUUCCGGUGGUGGUGGUAGUGGUGGCGGUGGUGGCGGUAGUGGUGGCAGUGGGUAUGGCUCUGGGUCAGGGUCAGGAUCUAGCUCAAGUACUAGCCGUGGUGCCGGAAGAGCAUGGAUUGGCGGUGGGCGCACUGACGCCGGAGGUGCCGGCGGUGGUGGGGGCGCCGGAAGAGGAGACGGUGACCAAGGUUCUAGUGGCCAUGGCGAUGGCUCUGGCUUUGGGAGCGGCUCCAGCAAGGUGGACAGUGAAGGCUAUUAUGGGGCAACUGGCUAUGCUAACGGUGGCGGCAAUGGUGAUGGUGGAGGUCAUGGCGAAGGUGGUGGAUACGGUAAUGGUGGAGGGAAUGGGUCAGGUUAUGGCAACGGUGAAUUCCCUUAAAUUACUUCACAGAUCAGCAAACUAAACAUGGAGCCCGUAGUAGUCUGGUGAUUUGUCUUUUUUUUUUGUCUGGUGAUUUGU
Molecule: messenger RNA, 684 nt
Organism: Triticum aestivum (bread wheat)
Lineage: Eukaryota; Viridiplantae; Streptophyta; Magnoliopsida; Poales; Poaceae
Product: putative glycine-rich cell wall structural protein 1
Exons: 1
Coding region: 1-603 (200 amino acids)
Source: RefSeq, a predicted model, not a curated record